GUCUGUCUUGGUGCUGCUGUAUGUACAGCGUUGCGCAGAAUGUCAAAUAACAUUAAGAACUUUUCAGUGGGAUAUAAUCCCAUAAACAAAAGCAAUAUUUUCAGCAGUGGUGAUCAUAUCUCUGGACAGAUAACGCUGGAACUGACAGCAGAUUCCAACAUAGACUCGCUCAGCAUAAAGCUGAAAGGCAAAGCAGAAGUCAUGUGGACUGAAUAUCAUUAUGGAGAGUCAAUUAAAUCAUACCAUGGCAAACAAAAGUUCUUCACUCUCAAGCAAGUUAUCAUUCAGAAGAACCAGGGCAAUAACAUUGUGCAUGCAGGCUGCAAUGUCUACCCAUUCACCUUUCAGAUCCCAUUAGAAGAGCUGCCAUCCUCCUUCAGGGGUUCAUUUGGAAGUAUCACAUACACACUGGAGGCAGUCCUGAGCAGGUCGAUGAGAAUGAACACCAAAGCCAGGGCAGAGUUCACCCUCAACCACAAACAAGACCUGAGCAGCGAUCCAACGCUGAUGGAACCACAGCACAAUACGCUUAAUAAGACGUUGAAGCUCUUCUCCUCUGGAGUUGUAACCAUGGAUGUAAAUAUAACCCGAACCGGCUUCCGCCAAGGCGAAGGCAUACUGGUCGUGGCCUCCUUUGAAAACAAAUCGUCACGUCCUGUCAAGCCCAAGUACUGCUUGAAUAAGAAGGAAACUUAUUUUGCAAAAAGAAGGAAGAAAGUCGAAACAAAAGACAUUGUGAAAGAGGCGGGCGAUGUCAUCCAACCUUUUGGCAGUGCGACGGUCACCAGAAUCAUAACCAUCCCUCCCGUCUCCUAUGUGUCAGUCUUAAACUGCAGCAUCGUCAGAGUAGAGUACAGGCUCAAGGUCUAUUUGGAUGUCAAGUACGCUUUAGAUCCAGAGAUCACGUUUCCCAUAGUCGUCCUGCAGGCUGUAGAGAGAGUCGAUGAAGAGCAGAACCUACAGUUGCCUGAUGUUCCUUCUUAUGGAUAUCGAGCAUUUUCAGGCUCCAACCCAGCAGCAUCUGGCCCUCCUCCUCUACCACCACCUUAUGGGACAUAUGAGCCGUAGUCCUCCAUGAUUGGUUUUGACAGAAAGUCUUGGAAGCUCAAACAUAGGUUUGGAGAACACGUGGUUCGCUUUAUUAAAGUUAGGAGCUACCAUGAUUGAUGAAAGGCUCCCUCCAUGGGGACAAUGAAACAACAUGUCUGUUUAGUACAAUUAUUGUAGGUGAAGUGUGUUUUAGGGCUAAAAAGUAGAGACAGCAUCUUGAUCUUGACUGAAACAAGCAGUUUCAAAAUCAUAACCAGAAUCAGAAUCAGCUUUAUUCAUCCACGUGGGGCAAUUAGGAGAGCAAAGAGUGGAACAUUUUAUGGAUGGGCACAAGCAGCAUAUUGUGUUCAAUUGCAGGCCUGAGGCCAGUAACAGCAUGAGUGGUUUGCUAUGUAGGUAAUAAGGCAGAAGUAUCUAUAAAGAGUCUAGAUGUAUAGUAGCAAAUCUGAAAUAAAUAUAACAAAUAUAAAAUAUCUGAUACAGUAGUAGUAAAUAAUGUGAAGCAUGGAUUAAACUCAAGAAAAACUGAAUCUUGUGUAUGUUCCGUAUUACAAUGAUUAUUUGAUUGCCAUGUGGCACUGGCAGCCCCACAGCCACAGCAGAGUUGGUAACCCCUGUGCAUCGACACACUUUAGUUCUUAGAUUUGUGACACUUUUACAUUCAUAUUGCACAUACACAAACACUUAAAUGACCACACAUACAUUUUUAGUUCAUACCGCAUAUUUAUGGUUUAUUUAGCAUUUGUAAAAUUUAAAUUUAAUAGUUUUGUUUAAUUGACUGGUAAACAAACUGUCCUGUGUUGUUUCUUUUGUUGUUAGUUAAUGUGUUAGUGUUUUAUGUUAUCCCCUUUGUAUGUACUUGGCCUGAUUAGCCACUAUAUAAGUCCCCUUUGUUCUCUAUUUGUUAGGUCAGUUGGUUUGCCAAGUUGCUUUAGCAUUAUAGCCUGAGUUCAGUUUUGUUUAUUUGCCCUCUUCAAUGGGCCCAGAAUUAAUUGCUUGUUUUUGUAAAUUGUUUCCUAUUUUGGGGGGGUGAAUAAAACCCGUAUUUUUAAAAAUCCA
Messenger RNA from Mugil cephalus (flathead mullet), 2109 nucleotides. Its product is annotated as arrestin domain-containing protein 3-like. Gene Ontology annotation, cellular component: plasma membrane; cytoplasm. The transcript has 6 exons. Gene Ontology annotation, biological process: protein transport. The coding region runs from base 40 to 1068 and encodes 342 amino acids. Lineage: Eukaryota; Metazoa; Chordata; Actinopteri; Mugiliformes; Mugilidae. The record is from RefSeq and is a predicted model, not a curated record.